UCUCCUUUGUAAUAUCAAUUUUACCUUUGUCGCGUGUAUAGAGCUGCCGAUUCAUUUGUUGUCAUUGUUUAAAUAGACUAUGCGAGUAAUCAGUGAGACAUGUCAGCGAGUUAAUAAUUAAUUGAAUAAAAGAAAAAAAAAUACAAACAAACAAGGCGAUUUUUUAAUUCGACCAACUAAAAUCGACCUAUCGUUUAAGUAUACACACUUUAGCUUUUUAUUCAGCUUAUAUAGAGAGCUUAUAGAGCUUCGAAGCGAGUCAGUCUCUCGAACGCUCUCGAGUCGAAGGCUCUUCAGCUAUUAAGCUCUGUGCUUUUGUGAAAGCUCCGUGCACGCGCUUUGACGGCCGACAGAAGCGCGGGACGAAAAAAAUAUGCAUCAGUGAGAGAGCGACAAUGCAUCGUCGUUUUUCAGCACGGCCGAGUCACCAGCUCGACGACUGUUUUUUCACCAGCUGCAACAGUGAGAUCGCUAAAUAUUUAUUUUCGCACCCAUGCGCUCGGAAACGAUCGACGCGUGAUAAUGCUUGCGAAGAUAUGAAUGACGAUCCAGCUCGUUUAAGUGUAUCGCGUUUAUUGAAUAUAUCAAAGUAGUGUGCCGAGAUUAAAAAAAAAGCGCGUAAGAGCGACGCGUCGUCGGCGAGGCACAGCUGCGCGUGUUUGACUGCCUGCUUGCGAAUUUCAGAUGUGUAUUGUUAUUCGACGAGACGCGACAGCGACGAUCAUCGGUGCGACGCGUUAGACUGUGUGUGCGAGUGACAUGGAAGGGGCAACAUGUAUGUACCUUUGUAUUAAGAGCGACGAUCAUCUUCUGAAUAUCGAAGCCAAUAAGUUUAACGAGAAAAUUAGUUUCUGCUCCGUGCUCGAAGGCGUUUCGCGCGAAACGAGAAAAACCGAUCGGUCGCCGCCGAGUUUGCCUCGCGGUUCCUAAGUACACUGGAUAAACGACCGCCGAGGCUCGAAAUAAUCGACGACGGCCCGGGAAUAUAAAGUGCUACUGGGAGAGAGUGGAGAUCGCUAUCAGUGACAGCGGCAUAGAGAGAGAGAGGCAUUAUCGUCACCGUCGCCGGAGAGCCAAACGACAAAAUUAAUUAUUAUCGAUCGAUACAAGACUUUUAUCGCGCGACGACUUUUUCCUCUCGGCGACUGAUCUGCGCCUCCACGUCCAAGAUUGAUCGCUUUUGCCUCUGAUCUUCGCCCCCGAAGAAAAAACCGACAAAAUGGAGGAUAUUAAUUACAAAAGUGAGGAAAUGCAGGCAAAAAUGCUGCUGGCACAAGCACAGAUUUGCAAAAAUGGCUCCAGUACACUAGAUGGCUGGUGCCCGACAACUUGGGACGGAAUCCUGUGCUGGCCGUCGACGCCACCCGGCGAGUUGGCCGUACAGUCCUGUCCAACGUACAUCGCGGGAUUCGAUUUAAGGGACAACGCGACGAAGCAGUGCACGUCGUCGGGCGAGUGGUACUUCAACAGCAAGACCAACAGUACCUGGAGCGACUACAGCCGAUGUUACAAUCAGUCUCUGGUGACGGUGGUCGUCGAUAUGAACGCCGACAGCGGCACUGGCAAUUUCUCCGACGCUCAUUUGAAGUUUUUGCCGGCAUUGCAGUACAUAUCUGUGACUGGAUACACAGUGUCGCUCUUGACGCUUAUCGUUGCCUAUUGCCUCCUUCACAAUUUCAAAAAGCUGCGCUGCCCGCGCAAUCGGCUGCACAUGCACCUGUUCACGUCGUUCAUCCUGCGAGCGAUCACAUCGCUGCUGCGCCACGUGCCCGCCAUCGCCGGCAUGAGCAUGACCUCGAACAUGAUACUCAAGAGCGGCGAGAGCAUCUGGAACGUCGAGGCCGUCGAGGGCAACUGGCACUGCAAGCUCUACUCCAGCAUCUGGGAGUACUGCAUAAUGGCCAACUACUCGUGGAUCUUCAUCGAGUGCCUGUAUCUGCACAAUCUGCUCUUUUGCACCAUGUUCAGCGACUCCAGUGCCAGCAUCACCGUCUACGCCUGUCUCGGCUGGGGACUGCCCACUGCGGUCAUAGCUGUUUGGGUGCUGAUACGCGCGCUCUACGAAGAUUACUAUUGCUGGUCGACGCACAAAGGCACGAUAAGCUUCGAGGUCAUUCGCUGGGCUGAGCUCUGUGCUGUAGUAGCCAACUUUAUCAUGUUCAUAAGAAUCGUGGGAGUUUUGAGAUCGAAACUGGCGCCGUCGUCUUCCGAGGAGCACAAUAAGGAUUAUAGCUUUAUCAACGGCAUAAAAAAUCUUUUCUCGUUCAUUGUUGUCGAGGUGAAAAGUACUAGACGACAGUUACCAAGACAAAUAUCGAAUUACAGGAGAUUAGCGAGGAGCACGCUGGUCCUGGUGCCGCUCUUCGGCAUGCACUCGUCCAUCUUUUUCUGGCUCUCGUACAGCGUCGGGGUCAACGAGAAAAUCGAAUUGUUUUGGCUCUUUGGCGAUCAAUUGAUCUCGUCCUUUCAGGGUUUCUUCGUGGCCGUGCUGUACUGCUUCAUGAACGGCGAGGUGCGCCAGGAGAUAUCGCGCUCUCUCUGCGAGCGCAAAUGGACGAGGAUUCAUCGGUGCUGCUGCGUGGCCAGGCCGGCGCCCCCGUCCUCGUCGUCGGCCGCCACCAGCCGCUCCGAGACCAGCAAGAGGCUGCUACACGGGCCGCUGCACUACUGCAGGAACUGCUGGACCGAGUGCUUCGGCCUCCAUCGAUCGCACAACUCGCUGGAUUAUUGCACACAGGACAUCGACAUAGGAGGUACUCGGGGUUGCAGCAUGACAAGUCUCAACGAACGCCAAGAAGUUGCCGUUGGCAUCAACGGUGGCUGCGGUCACGACGCCACAGCACCAGAGGCCGAGACUAUGGAAGCUGCAACUGGCAACGAGGCCUGUGGCACCUCAGCGAAUUCCGAAGCUUCCCAGCUUUACGACGCUUUUGCCAAACAUCCUGCCAGCUCAUCUGCUUUUUUUACCAAAAACGUCGAUAACAAGACGGAUUUACUCGCCUAUUACUCCGAACUGUGCGACGACGAAGAAACUGGCCACGGAAGUCAAAGCGACUCGAUGCCAGACACCGGCCUUAACGAGCUCCGUUCGGACGAGCGAAACUGGAGCGACUCCGAGCGCAGCCACUUGGCAUACGAGAUGCAGCGUCUGCACAAGCCGUGCGAUCCAUGAAAAACACUCGUCCUCGUCGUCGCCGUCUCGUGCCGUCGAUUAACACAAUUUCUCAACGAAAAGACUGAUCGCUUAGUGAUGAUAGUGAUAAAAACGUAGGCUUACAACUUGUCAACGAUAUAGAAGACGAUAUAUUAUAAUCACAUGUACGAUCGUCGGCGCGACUUCGGCUCCUUAUAUUGUAUAUACACAUCGUCACUCUUUUUGUACAUUUCAACUAUCGAUCUGUGUAUAGAUUUGUAAGAUUUAGAUCGUAAUAUUUGUCGUUAGGUUUUAUAAAAAUUUCAUUUGCUUUUGAUUGCGAUCAUUAGCUACCCCCGACGUGAGAUAAUACAGCGUUUACGCAUAAAUCCUCGAUUUUUAUUGUUCGAUCGAUGACAUUAUUUUGAUAAUCAUUUCGAAUCGUAACGCAACAAGCAUACAAACUUGGCUGUGGUUUUCGAUAGAACAUAAAUUCAAUUACUUAAAAGCUGAGUUUAUAUUUAUAGAUACAAUUAAUAACAAGAAUAAUUAUUUUUAUUCCUCAUUUAAUUACUGGAAAUUGAAUU
This is a messenger RNA of Trichogramma pretiosum, 3720 nucleotides long. Its product is annotated as vasoactive intestinal polypeptide receptor 1-like. The record is from RefSeq and is a predicted model, not a curated record. NCBI's taxonomy places the organism in Eukaryota, Metazoa, Arthropoda, Insecta, Hymenoptera, Trichogrammatidae. Bases 1220 to 3172 code for a protein of 650 amino acids. Gene Ontology annotation, biological process: cell surface receptor signaling pathway; adenylate cyclase-modulating G protein-coupled receptor signaling pathway. Gene Ontology annotation, molecular function: peptide hormone binding; G protein-coupled peptide receptor activity. Gene Ontology annotation, cellular component: plasma membrane. The transcript has 12 exons.